Molecule: messenger RNA, 816 nt
Organism: Diplodia corticola
Lineage: Eukaryota; Fungi; Ascomycota; Dothideomycetes; Botryosphaeriales; Botryosphaeriaceae
Product: replication regulator protein
Exons: 4
Coding region: 1-816 (271 amino acids)
Cellular component (GO): 90S preribosome; nucleus
Source: RefSeq, a predicted model, not a curated record
AUGUCAGACUCAGAAGAUGGAGCCGGCGUGCCGCUCAUCGAGCCCGGAUUCCUAAGGUCGCCGUCUCCCGCGAACGGUGGGAAAAGGAAGAGAGAGGAUGACGUCGAGCCGAAGCAGAGCAAGCGGGCAGAGAAGAGAAAGAAUAAAAAGCCGAAGAACGCAGAGAAUGAGGACUUGAAUGAAGAGCUCGGCCUGAACUUGGCCAUCGGGCGUAUGGACAGCCAGCUGCUGGCUGAUUACAUGGCGCAAAGGACCAAGCGGUUUGAUCCUGAUCUUAGCAUGGUGGAGCUGGAGGACCGCUAUGUUCCAGAGAAAGCGAUUGUCGACACUAGCAGCUGGGAGCAGCAGAGAGACCUGGAACACCUUCCUGCUUUCUUAGAAAACUAUGCUAAGCGCAAUCUGAAGAAGACCUCAAAGGAGAAAGGUAGACCGCAUACGCUUGUCGUUGCUAUGGCUGGGUUGAGGGCCGCAGAUAUGGUCAGGGCUUUGAGGACGUUCGAAGAUAAGGGCGUCAAAGUCACGAAGCUCUUCGCCAAACACAUUAAGUUGCAGGAGGCGAUUGAGAAUUGCAAGAGGUUCAAGAUGAACAUCGGUGUAGGCACCCCAAAGAGAAUCAUUGAUUUGCUUGAUAACGGUGCCUUGUCACCCGAGAGCCUUGAGAGAAUCGUUGUGGAUGCGUCCCACAUCGACGUGAAAAAGCGCGGAAUCAUGGAGAAUCAAGAAGUGCAGAAAGAACUCGCUCAACUUCUGGCUCGCCCAGAGUUCAAGAGCCGAUAUGGCCAGCCCGAGAAGAAGAUCGAGGUGCUUUUCUAUUGA